AUGGCUAGGCGUUAUCUGAUAACGCGUAACUCGUGGAAGUUUUUGCUAGCAUGGUUACUAUUUUGUGUCAUUUUCUAUCUGUUGCUCGAAGGAAAGAGCUAUGAGCCCACCAGCACAACCCCCUUAAGCAGCUACCCCCUUCAGAUCGUGGAAGAUCACAACGACACGAGCGCCACCCUUCUGGAGGAACAUCCGAAGGAGCGCAAUCGUACGCGGUUCAUCCUGCUCUACACAAACUUUUUCGACGAGGCUCAUUGGGGCUUGCCAUCUGCCACGCUCGGUCCCGAUUACUUUAAGAAUAAACAGUGUGCGGUCACCAACUGUGUUGUGACGUCUGAUCAUGGUCUGUUGAAGUCGAUUACGGAGUAUGAUGCGCUGGUCUAUCAUACCGCCACAUACUGGAAUGUGAAACCACCGUCGAUACGGGUGGCACGGCAGAUUUACAUCGCAGCCAUUAUGGAGUCCCCGGCGCAAACCUGGAAUCCACUAGGGGAGGAUACAAACUAUUUCUUCAACUGGACCAUGACAUACAGACUGGACUCGGAUGUACUGUUCAACUACGGAUUCAUACUGGACCGGGAGAGUGGUGGAGUAGUGGGCCCAGCCAUCAAACCGAUGUGGCGCAAUGGGUUUGAUGAGUAUAAGAACGCGUCUUUGGUCGAACUAGUCAGCAAAAAGCGUUCAAUGGCAGCUCAAUUUGUUUCACACUGCAAUGCUGUUUCAAAGCGUGAUGAGCUGGUACAAUCGUUGCAAUCCGCUGGCCUAACGGUUGAUGUGUACGGUGCAUGUGGCAGUCUCAAAUGCCCCCAUAACAACCCGGAAUGCGAAAAAAUGAUGGAUGACGUUUACUGGUUUUACCUUUCGUUUGAAAACGCGCUAUACGUGGACUACGUCACGGAGAAGCUGUACAAUGCGCUCGUUCACAACAUCGUACCGAUCGUGUACGGCGGUGCCGACUACACGCGCUUUUUACCCCCCGGUUCUUACAUCGAUGUACAGGAUUACGCCUCCCCCAAGGAGCUCGUUGAUUAUUUGCUUCAUCUAACUAAAAAUCCACACGAGUACGUGAAGUACUUUUGGUGGAAGGAGCACUAUGUGGCCGUGAACCGGGAGGCGCGAAUUUCCUUCGCAGCGUGGUGCCAGCUGUGCGAGAAGCUGCACAGCGCCAGCACCAGCACUGCCACAAAGUACUAUCGCGAUUUAAAGUCCUGGUGGCAUGAUGAUGUCAGUACGGCCGCACAAAAGCUCAAGUUUUGA
Anopheles aquasalis is the source of this 1257-nucleotide messenger RNA. RefSeq names its product alpha-(1,3)-fucosyltransferase C-like. Gene Ontology annotation, molecular function: fucosyltransferase activity. Lineage: Eukaryota; Metazoa; Arthropoda; Insecta; Diptera; Culicidae. Gene Ontology annotation, cellular component: membrane. The record is from RefSeq and is a predicted model, not a curated record.